UCCCCCUCCCUCUCUCCUCCCCUGUCCCUCCCUCUCCAUGCGCUCCCCUGUCUCGCCCACGGCGUGGCCAUGAACGGCAGCGUGCCGGGUGGAGCAGGAGCCGGAGAUGGAGCCGGCGCUGCUGGAGCCGGGUCCGGGGUGAGCCUGCUGAUCCCGGCGCUGAUGUUCGUGUGCGGGGUGGUGGGUAACGGGACCGCCCUGUGCGUCCUGUGGCGGGGCCGGAGAGAGGGACGGGAGCGCACCUUCUACACGCUGGUGUGCGGCCUGGCGCUGACCGACCUGCUGGGCACCUGCCUGGUCAGCCCGGUGACCAUCGUCACCUAUGUGCGGGGCAGUUGGCUGCUGAGGGACGGCGCCCUGUGCCAAUACUUCUGCUUCAUGCUCCUGUUCUUCGGCAGCUCCGGCCUGAGCAUCAUCUGCGCCAUGUCCCUGGAGCGCUACCUGGCCAUCAACCAUGCCUACUUCUACAGCCAGCACAUGGACCGGCGGGCAGCCACCGCCACUCUGUUGGCCAUCUACGGCGCUAACAUCCUGCUGUGUGCCCUGCCCUCUUGUGGCCUGGGCCGAGCCACCAUCCAGUACCCCGACACCUGGUGCUUCAUCGACUGGCGCUCCCGCGACGCCGCCCAGGCCGCCUUCUCCUACAUGUACGCCGGCUUCAACACCUUCCUCGUCGCCCUCACCCUGGCCUGCAACGUGCUGGUGUGCGGCGCCCUGGUCCGCAUGCACCGGCGCCUCCUCCGCCGGACCUCGCUGGGCAGCGGCCGGAGGCAGCCCGGCACCGGGGCACCGACAGAGGCACGGCGCCCCGCCGCACUCCGGCCGCUCGCAGCCGCCGAGAUACAGAUGGUCAUCUUGCUCAUCGCUACCUCGGCCGUGGUCCUCAUCUGCUCCAGCCCGCUGGUGGUGCGUGUGUUCAUCAACCAGCUGUACCAGCCGCAGGAGGUGAAGGAAAAGCAUCGCAGCCCUGACCUGUGGGCCAUUCGUAUUGCCUCCAUCAACCCCAUCCUGGACCCCUGGAUCUACAUCCUGCUGCGCAAGAGCCUGCUGCGACGGGUGUUGCGACAGGCCCGCUGCCUGCUGCACUGCUCCCUGCCCCCCGGGAACUCCCGCCCUCCCACCCCCCUCCGCCCCCUGCCCCCUCCCCACUUCCCCCUCACCAUUCCCUGCAAGGUCACCCCACCCCCGCCCACCACUCCCCCUCUCUCCACCCGCGGGGUGCUGCCCGGCCUGGGGUCACACCCGUCAGCUGGGGGCAAAGAGGGCAGCCCCGACUGCCCACUGAAAGUGCCCUUCACACAGGACUGCGGGGGGGAGGCCGAGAGGUGCAUCUGAGGGGGGAGGUUGCCCACCCCCGCCCCCCCCCC
Leucoraja erinaceus (little skate) is the source of this 1367-nucleotide messenger RNA. RefSeq names its product prostaglandin E2 receptor EP4 subtype-like. The record is from RefSeq and is a predicted model, not a curated record. Lineage: Eukaryota; Metazoa; Chordata; Chondrichthyes; Rajiformes; Rajidae. Gene Ontology annotation, molecular function: prostaglandin E receptor activity. Gene Ontology annotation, biological process: positive regulation of cytosolic calcium ion concentration; inflammatory response; adenylate cyclase-activating G protein-coupled receptor signaling pathway. Gene Ontology annotation, cellular component: plasma membrane.